This is a messenger RNA of Hydra vulgaris (swiftwater hydra), 3949 nucleotides long. Its product is annotated as filamin-A. The record is from RefSeq and is a predicted model, not a curated record. Gene Ontology annotation, molecular function: actin filament binding. Gene Ontology annotation, biological process: actin cytoskeleton organization. Lineage: Eukaryota; Metazoa; Cnidaria; Hydrozoa; Anthoathecata; Hydridae.
AUAAAAACCAUCUACUUCGAAUGCUUUAUUUCUUAUUCAUUGAAGAGUAUAAGGAUUAACAUAUUCAUAUCAACAACAAGAUUAUGUGGUUUCAAAAAACUGACAUUUAAAACAACACUAGUAGUCAAUGGAUAUAUUUUCUAAAAGAAAUAAAUAUGGAAAACGUAACAAAAAAGGCUGUUGUAGGAUCAGAAGAAGAUUGGAUAGAAAUGCAAAACAAUACGUUUACAAAUUGGGUAAAUGCAAAUCUUAAACAACGUGGUAUGUCUGUGGAAAGCAUUGCUUUUGGCUUUGAAGAUGGAGUAAAACUAGUGAAUUUAUAUGAAAUUGUAGCAAAGAGAAGUCUUGGUAAAUAUGCAAAGAACCCAAAGUUUCCUAACCAGAAGCUUGAAAAUGUUUCUUUAGUGCUUAAAGCUAUGCAGCAGGAUGGAGUGAAACUUGUAAGUAUUGACAGCGACCACGUGGUUAAUUGUAAUUUUAAAAUGAUCUUGGGUUUAAUAUGGCAGCUAAUCCUUAGGUAUCAAAUCAGCGGUACAGAAGAUAAAAGCAUAAAAAUUGCAUUAAAAAAACUUCUUUUAGUAUGGCUUCAGCAUGUCAUUCCAGAACAAAAUAUUACCAACUUAACUAAUGAUUGGAAUAAUGGAAUAGCUUUAUGUAAUCUAAUAAAUGUUUUACAUCCUGGAUCAUUCCCAGAGUACAACAACUUGCGCCAAGAAGAUGCUUUUUCAAAUGCAUGUAGAGGAAUGAAAUUAGCUGAAGAUAUGUUUAAUAUUCCACAAAUUAUAAGUGCGGAAAACAUGAUAAACAAAAAUGUCGACGAGUUAAGCAUGAUAACUUACUUGUCUUAUUUCACAAAAGAUAAUGGUAUUGGAGUACUAUGGACUUUAAAUCUAGUCAAUAAGUGGAACAGUAGUAUAGGUGUAAAAAACUUUAACAAAGAUUGGAAUGACGGCAGUGCGAUCAGAAACUUAAUAAACACAUUCCAGCCAAAUCUGGUUCCAGAACCUAUUUCAAAUGAUAACGAGGAAAACUGUAAAACCGCUAUGGCAAUAGCAGAAAAAGUAUUUUUAAUACCACAAAUUAUAUCUCCAUCUGAAAUGGCAAACCCUAAAAUUCCAGAGCUAGCUAUUAUGGCUUAUGUCGUACAGUUUACAAAGGUAAAACCAAUUAUAAUUCCGUCAACAAAAUUUUCUUUAUCGGGUGCUGGGAUUGUUGAGCCAAAAGUUGGUGCUAUAAACGAAUUUUAUAUUCGUUGCAGUGAUGACACUUUGGAAAUGGAUGAAUUAGAGGUGGAGAUUAUUGGACCAAAUUUAGUUCCUAUCAAUUUUAAAUAUGAUAUUAAUAAUCCUCUUUUAAGGACGUAUAAAUACAAUGCAGAAGAACAAGGAAUCUACCGAAUAUCUGUUAUGUAUCUAGGAAAUCAUGUACCUCAAAGCCCUGUCAUCACAAUUGCGAAGCAAGAUCUAGAGAUAAUUAAAGUGCGCGGAGAAGGAUUAUCAGGAGGUCAUCUACAUUCUCCAGUCAUAUUUAUUGUUGAUGUUGGAGCAGCUAAUUCCCAGGUUGAAGUUAAUAUUGAAGGGCCAGAUGGAAAACUUGUUAAAAAUAUUGUUAAAAACAAUAAAGAUGGCACUUACACUGUCAAGUAUACCCCACUGGUUGAAGGAAUUCACCUCAUUGAUUUAACUGUUAACAGACAAAAAUUACCUGGUGGACCAAUUAAAACCAUGAUUACUGAUCUUGGAUCAGUGACAGUCACAGCAAAACAGUAUGAAAUAGAUAAACAACUAUACGCAGAGCUUCAUGAACGAAUUGGAAUAGCUGUUGACACCUCAUCUUCAGGUGUAGGAACAUUAACUGCUGAAACUAAAGGACCUAACAAGAAGCCAGUAGAGACAGAUAUUGAAAAUGAUGGAAAUGACAGCUAUACAGUUUCAUUUACUCCAAAUAUUGUAGGAGAAUUUUAUACGAAUGUAUAUUGGAAUGGAAAAAAAAUUCAGGGAUGUCCAUUUGUUGUUUGGGUAAGCGAUUGUACGAAAGUGAAAACUUGUGGAGAACCUUUGAAGUAUACUAAUAUUCAUGAAGAAACAUUUUUUAAUAUUACAACUUUUGGAGCUGGUCCUGGUAAUUUGACUGGAUACAUAGAAAAAGAAGGCUUUCAAAUACCACUGAAUAUUUCUAUGAAAGAUAUUAAUACAUAUGCUUGCAGUUUUCGUGCAAAUGAAGUUGGUGAACAUAAUGUUUGUAUUUAUUAUAAUAAUGUUUCUAUACAUGGAAAUCCACAUAAAGUCAAUGUUUGUAAUCCAAAAAAAGUUGUUGUUGUUAAAGGGACUGAUUCUAAUGUUUUAUUGCUUAACCAACCUCACUCUCUGGAAAUUGAAUUAGGAGUUGGUGCUGGGUUAGGGGAACUUAGUUGUUCUGUCAUAGGUCCAGUUGGAGAAAUUCCCUCUUCAAUUAAAGAACUAACUUAUAACAGAAAGGAAAUCAGGUUUGUACCAGUAAUACCAGGAAGUUAUGAAGUCAAAAUUUUUUAUUGUCAAAGGUUAAUUACAGGCUCUCCAUAUACUUUCAAAGUUUAUCCUAUUGCACCAGAGCAUUUAUUAAAUGAAAAAGAAGAAAAUCAAAUUUCCAAGGUAGAUCCUAGUAAAGUUACGAUAAGCACUAGCUUUCUGGAAGCAAUAGUAGAUGAACCUAGUCGUUUAACUGUCAACCCGAAAUAUGCUGGACCUGGUCAUUUAAGUGCCACCUUUCAAGGAGAAAAUAACACUAAUAUUGUAGUAGGUAUUCGAGAUAACAAUAAUGGAACCUAUGAGGUCACUUAUACACCACCUUCUUCUGGGAAAUAUGUUUUAAAUCUUUACUGGGACGAUCAACACAUUCCAGGUAGUCCGUUUAAUGUAGUAGCAAGGAAAAAAGAAGAGGAAGAAAAGUUCAUUCUUAAAGGCAAUGGUAUUAGAGAAGGUACAGCUGGGCAACCUGUUCUUUUUACACUUGACGGGAGAAGAGCGGGACACGGAAAACUAAGUUGCAAAUGUCGAGCACCAUCUGGAAAAAUGACUUAUGUUCUUAUAUCUGAUAAUAAAGACGGAACAUACACUGUUGACUUGAAUGCAACAGAGCCUGGUUUGCAUACAGUUGAAGUAGAAUGGGACAAUCGUCCUAUAACAGGAUCGCCGUUUCUUGUAAGAAUUAUGCAGGCUACUGACGCCAAAAAAGUUAAAGCUCGAGGACCUGGUUUAGAGUCUGGAAUAUUAGCUAAUUUUCAAGGUAAUUUUAAAGUUGAUUCAAAAGGAGCAGGUCCCGGAACACUUAAAAUUAGAAUUCACGGACCAAAAGGUGCUUUUAAAGUUGAAAUGUUUCGCGAAAGUGACCAUGAUCGCCUUGUUACAGUCCGUUAUAAUCCAACUGAGCGAGGAAUUUAUACGGCAAAUGUUUUUUGGUCUGACGAGCACAUUACAGGAAGCCCUUUUGAAAUUUUUGUGGCGGAAAAUGAAAAAGAAUUAAGGUUAUGGAAAGAAAAUAAAGAACACGCGCAAAAACAAGCUGAUGCCAAAAAACAACAGAAUUUAUUGACCACUGGAUAAUAAAAAGAUAUAUACGAAUAUAUAAUUAUAUAUUUGGAUUUUUCCAAUGUUUCAGAGGUUUUCUCAGAGCUUUACCUAAUAACGAUGGCUACGACGGUGGAUGCAUAGCAAUGGUUAGUUGACUGCACUUCCACAAAAAGUAAAAGGAUAUAAGUUUAUGCAUAAUAAGUUAAAUAAAUUGAAAAACAAAACAGACAAACAACUUAUAUAAUUCAUGCACUCAAAACAUAAUAUAUAUAUUUCCUAAUGAGGUUGAUCUUCAUUGCGUAAUUUCUUUAUUAAAUAAUGUUUUGAGUAUUUUUUCAAGUUGAUUUAAGUUUGAGCGUUUACAAGGUUCUUUUGUUAAAGAGAUUAUACCUCUAAAAUUA